Rodentolepis nana is the source of this 381-nucleotide messenger RNA. The record is from the annotation of a GenBank genome assembly. Lineage: Eukaryota; Metazoa; Platyhelminthes; Cestoda; Cyclophyllidea; Hymenolepididae.
CGUCCCAAUCAGAAGUUCAGUAUUCUUCGCUACAACUCUGAUAGAAUGGACCUCUACGCUAUAAGCAGCAGUGGUAAUGUUUUCAUUCAACGUGAGAACAAUCUGCGCCAGUAUAAAGCCUCCCAUAACAUCCAAGACGGUCCUAAUAAGGGUGCUGGUAGUGAAUUUGGUCAGGAUGCCAAGGAAGAGGCUCGACUGAGACGGUUGGGUAUCUCACGCCAGGGAUAUAGACCUGAGGAUCAACCUUGGCUACUCACUGUUGGCAAGGGGAGAACGGCGAAGCGAUAUCGGGGAGUGAAAGAGGGUAGUGUCUCGGCUAAUGUGGGACACUUUAUCUUCUGUCAGAAUGGAGAUGGAAGCUUUAAUGCCUACCCUGUAGAC